CGCUGCUUCACGAAGCGCGACACCAGCUCCGAAGCUUCGGUAUCGUUUGUCCCUCAUUGAAGCCGCUUUCUGCCGCCAUGUCUUCAGUCCAUCACCUGAGGGAGUUCAUCGGGGAGAGACUGACCGCGGCGGCCGCGGAAAUCUUCUCCGAGUUCGAGAGGACGAUCCUGCGGUACGAGGAGGAGCUCGGGCGGCAGCGCAGGCUGCUGGACAUCCGAUGGAAACCUGAGGUUAAGCUGCACAGAGUCGCCAGGAAAAGAAACCGCUCUCAAAUGUGGGAACACUUCCAGCUCAUCGGUCCUAAUAAGGUCCAGUGUUCGCUGUGUUUCCAGCAGCUGGCCUACAAUAACAACACCUCGUCCAUGGUGAGGCACUUCAAGGCCAAGCACGACGACAAGCAGGAGAUCACAGACCUUCACCAGAAACCAGUUCACGACAUGGAGCUGAUCCUCACAGACCCGCAGCUCUUCAACCAGGACAGUAACUCCAGCGUGGACCAGGAGGAACCAGAACCUCCAGAGAUCAACAAAGACCAGGAGGAACCAGAACCUGCACAGAUCAAAGAGGAGGAGCAGGAGCUCUGCACCAAUCAGGACCAUCAGCUCGGCCUGAAGCAGGAGACGGAUCCGUUAAUGGUGACAGAACCAGACGGGGAGCAGCACUUCUCUCAGGGUUCUGCUGGACCCGAGACCCAGAACCAGGGCGGUCGUCACGAUGUCAGUUUGGACACAUUCGGAUCAUGUGGUAGUUCCUGUAUCGGCGGAGGUGGAAGAAAGCUCUUAAAAUGUGACGUUUGUGGAAAGGCCUUCAGAAAAAAGAGGCAACUUUGGGAACAUCACAGGAGGCAACACGUCGGCAACAUUCCUGGGAGAACUUGUGGAAAUGGGUCAGAACACGUCCCUACGGGUCGAGCAGGAAGACGAGCCGACAGCUCACGUCUCUCGGAGCCUUCGAGCUCGGCCGGCAGCUCCGACGCGCUCCGGCACCGCUGCCUCGUCUGCGCCAAAAGGUUCUCGACCCGCACGAGUUUACUCGUUCACAAGAGCUUCCACUCGGACCGGCCCCUGCAGCCGUGCCGCACCUGCGGGAAAACCUUCGCCUACGUCCAGGUCCUCCGGGCUCACGUCAGACGUCACGCUGGUGGGAAAGAAGACGCCUGA
Molecule: messenger RNA, 1160 nt
Organism: Nematolebias whitei (Rio pearlfish)
Lineage: Eukaryota; Metazoa; Chordata; Actinopteri; Cyprinodontiformes; Rivulidae
Product: zinc finger protein 282
Exons: 4
Coding region: 78-1160 (360 amino acids)
Biological process (GO): regulation of transcription by RNA polymerase II
Cellular component (GO): nucleus
Molecular function (GO): RNA polymerase II transcription regulatory region sequence-specific DNA binding; DNA-binding transcription factor activity, RNA polymerase II-specific
Source: RefSeq, a predicted model, not a curated record